AUGCAAAUUACCUCUCGUCAAUGGUUCAAAAAGAGGUUUUACAUAUAUAUUCUUGGCAAUAGGGUGAAACGUAAGAUUCGUGAAGAAGUUGGGGAUGCAAAAUUUUGUAUUUUGGUUGAUGAAGCACAAGAUUUGUCUAAUACGGAGCAAAUGGCCUUUGUAUUGAGAUUUGUUGAUAAGAAUGGUUUGCUUAGAGAACGAUUUUUUGGAGUUGUAGGCGUUAAAGACACCACUGCCUUAACUCUUAAAAAAGAAAUAUCAAAUGUUCUUGCUCUUUAUGAUCUCCAAGUUGAUAGCAUGCGAGGCCAAGGGUAUGAUGGAGCGAGCAAUAUGGCUACUGGUGAACUUCAGAGUGGUAAAGGAGCUAAUCAGAUUAAGACUUUGCAACGAGCAGGUGCCACUCGAUGGAGUUCUCAUUUUGGUUCUAUUAGUAGCUUGAUAGACUUAUUUGGUCCAUCUCGUAUAAUUAUUGAAAAUAUUUCAAAGAAUGGACCAACUAAUUCUAUACGUGGGGAAGCAAAAGGUGUUUAUCUUGCAAUGCUAUCAUUUGAAUUUGUAUUUAUCUUGCAUUUGUUGCGUGAGAUGAUGGGAAUUACUGAUAUACUUUGUCAAGCAUUGCAACGAAAAACUCAAGACAUUGUAAAUGCUAUGAACCUUGUUUCAAGUCGCUCUUGUCAACAAAAUGAUAGUAUUACAUUUAAUCAUCACUAUCAAGUUGAUAUUUUCAAUGCUGCUAUAGAUUUUCAAUUGAUGAAGUUAAAUCAAAGAUUCUCUGAAAGUACAGCGGAACUCCUUAUUCUUGGCAUAGCUUUGGAUCCUAAAGUUGCUUAUAAAUCAUUUAAAGUUGAUGAUAUUAACGAUCUUGUAGGGAAAUUUUAUCCUAAGGAUUUUCAAGAUGAGAUGCGUGCUUUGAGAAGCCAGUUGGAGCAUUAUAAGAUUGAUGUACUCCAUCAUCCAACAACAACAGAACGAGCUUUUUCGGUAAUGAAGCGUGUCAAAACUAAACUUCACAACAAGAUGGCCGAUGAAUUUCUUGCAGAUUGCAUGAUUCUCAACAUUGAAAGAGAACUUACUGAAGAUAUUGAUAUAGAUUCAGUAGUUAAUGAAUUUGACUCUCUUAAAGAUCGAAGGGUUCAUCUUCAAUAA
Messenger RNA from Cornus florida, 1146 nucleotides. RefSeq lists its product as uncharacterized. The coding region runs from base 1 to 1146 and encodes 381 amino acids. The record is from RefSeq and is a predicted model, not a curated record. NCBI's taxonomy places the organism in Eukaryota, Viridiplantae, Streptophyta, Magnoliopsida, Cornales, Cornaceae. The transcript has 4 exons.